Messenger RNA from Adineta ricciae, 1248 nucleotides. The record is from the annotation of a GenBank genome assembly. Lineage: Eukaryota; Metazoa; Rotifera; Eurotatoria; Adinetida; Adinetidae.
AUGAGUUUUAUUCGAGAGUUAGGCGCAGCUGAACGAAUCUACUGUCGUGAACAAGCAGAUUAUGGAAAUCAAAUAUUAGUGCAAGUCAUUAUUGCUAAUACGAAGAUAAACAUUGAUGAAUCAACAGCUCGCUCGGCUUUGUUAAGAUUGUAUCAUGACUAUUUUCCAGUGUUCGGCUAUGAAAUAUGCCCUUCAAAUGAUAAAACAACUUUAGUCUACAAAGCAAAGGAUGCACGACAGGCUGAACAAGAUCUCAUGGCAAAUUUCAAAUAUGAACAAGAUGUCGAUUGGCAUGAAGUAUUUGAACGAGAAUUAAACACUCCAUUUGAUGAUACGAAUUUAACUCGUUGGUCGGUUAUUAAUGAACAUAUUCUCAUUAUGUCAUUCUAUCAUGUUCUUGUUGACGCGAAAAAUUUAUUUUCGAUUGGCCGGCAGUAUCUUUCAUUAUGCACUUUAUUACCUGUUCAGAAGGAAACUUCGAAUUUUCUCGAACCUAUGGAAAAAUACCUUUUCAACAAGUAUUCAUUCGAAGCAAUCUCGGAUCUUGAGAUGAAACCAAGACCUAUCCGACCCAAUCCGUUGCUUUCACGAACAGCUGUUCGUCAUUUCUAUCUUCCAAGCAAAAUCCUUUCUUAUCUUAAACAACAGUGCCAUUUACAUACCAUACGUCUGAAUAGCAUCCUAACAAUCAUCACAUCGGCUGCUUAUUAUCUCGCACGCGAUUGCGAGCAAGAGAAAACGAUUAAAAUACAUAUGAUGGUUAAUAUUCGACCUCAUCUUGAACUCAACUAUGAUCAAUCGGGUAUGUUUGCCACUGUUUUUGAUUGUUUCGUCGAACUUGACAAAUACUCGAUCAAUUCAUUGUGGUCUAAAGCAAUUGAACAACAUCAUGAUCUUCAUAAUCGAAUCAAGGAAAAAGAAUACAUAGCUAAUUGUAAAAAUGAUACUGAUCUAUUAAAAAUGAUCCAUAACAAUGAAGAUUUUUCGGUGAAUGAUGUCGAUUUCGCAUUUAGCAAUCUUGGCUCAUUAACAAACACAGUUGCAGAUCAAAUUGAAGAACAUUAUUAUGGUGUUUCACUAAUAGAACAACGUUGGACAAGUUUAAUACUCGUUGGUGUGAGUACAAUAAACAAUCAUCUUUGUUUCACGAUUACAUACAAUAAAAAUUGCAUUUCGAAGGAUUUUAUCGAAAAAUGGAUCGAGAAAAUGUUUUAUUUGAUUGAACAACUAGAAAUCCAAUCGAAAUGA